Molecule: messenger RNA, 1142 nt
Organism: Vespula pensylvanica (western yellowjacket)
Lineage: Eukaryota; Metazoa; Arthropoda; Insecta; Hymenoptera; Vespidae
Product: protein obstructor-E-like
Exons: 3
Coding region: 248-961 (237 amino acids)
Cellular component (GO): extracellular region
Molecular function (GO): chitin binding
Source: RefSeq, a predicted model, not a curated record
CCCGUGCCAAUCAGGAUCAGUUGUUAUCGAAUCUGCAGCGGGAGUAUAUACUGACACGUAUUCGCUCCGCAAAUAAUCUGUUUGUGUGAAAUCUGUUCGUUGUAUUUAACAGGAAAUAAAGAAAAAAGGAAAUAAAUAGAUAGAACACGAGUGUCACGUAUCACGUAGUUCGAGCAAGUGAUUAGUAAAAGCGUUGAAAUCAAUAUAAUAAGGAUAAAUACGGGAGGGGGUGAAAAAAAAAGGAGUCAUGUCGUACGAGUAUAUCCGUCGUCGUGUACCAUUAAUCUUUAUGUUAUUAUUUCUGACAUUGAACAAGAUCGAAGGACAAUUUCGUUGUCCGGAGUCUAAGGGUUUUUUUCCAGAUUUGGAACAGUGCGACCUUUAUUAUUCCUGUGUGGACGGUAAGCCCGAGGAAAAACUUUGUAAAGAUGGUCUCGUAUUCAGAGACGAUAAUCCGAAAAAGGAACUUUGCGAUAUACCGGCUAAUGUUCCAUGCGGCGACAGGACUUUAUUACAGGAACCACAAUCAAGUAAAGGAUGUCCACGAGCAAACGGAUAUUUCAAGCACGAGGAUCCAACAGCCUGCGAUAGAUUCGUUAAUUGCAUAGACGGUAUACCACAAAUAAUGCCGUGUCCACCUGGUUUGAUUUACGAGGAUAAAAUGUCGAGUUGCGUUUGGCCGGCCGACGCCAGUAGAUUAUGCGAGAACGUUAAACGCGACGUCCUUGACGAUGGUUUCGUUUGUCCGGACGGUGACGUGGCUGGUCCAUUGGGACGUGUUUUACCUCAUCCGACCUAUCCGCAUCCUGAGGAUUGUGCCAAAUUUUACAUAUGUAAGAACGGUGUUGUACCGCAAAAGGGACAAUGUGAUAGUGGCACAGUAUACAACGAGGAAAGUUUUAGGUGUACCGAACCCGAAAAUGUACCGGGAUGCGAGGAUUAUUACAAACGGAAGAACUAAGUCAGAAGAUAUACACGGUGCCAAUUUAUUACCAUACGUUACUGUACGUUUAUAGCGCAUAACUUUUUACCUGUAGAAAUAAUAAUAAUAAUUAUAAUAAUAAUAAUAUACGUAAUAUAAAUGUCUAGACCUGCGUGAUACAUCUCGGACGAUCUUUUUCCAUCUACCUUGAGAAGAAGAA